Messenger RNA from Drosophila eugracilis, 759 nucleotides. RefSeq lists its product as uncharacterized. NCBI's taxonomy places the organism in Eukaryota, Metazoa, Arthropoda, Insecta, Diptera, Drosophilidae. The transcript has a single exon. The record is from RefSeq and is a predicted model, not a curated record. The coding region runs from base 481 to 690 and encodes 69 amino acids.
CGCUCGCUCGCAGUCUCUGAUAGCCAACUCUCGGGAGCAGACCGAUAAGCGCUUUUUUCGGGCCUUUUCCGCCAAACCAAAACACCAGUAAAAUAGCCAACAAUCAAGUGAAAAAUAAAACUAACUAAAAAGCCAACACAACAAACAAACAAAACAAAAAUAAACCCCAAGACAAACGGGCACAAUUUUUGGUGUUUCGUUUCGUUUUUUGUUUUUUCUUUGGCCCACUCAAAGGUCAUAAAGAAAAUAACUGAAAAAUCAAAACAAAUCAGUGCAGCAGCCGCCAAUUGCAUACCAUAUUGCUCUCCGGGUUCAGUGUGUGUAUGAGUGUGCCAGUGUUUGUGUGUGAGAAAACUGAGAGAAAAAGUGAAACAACCGGCAGCAAAAGCGCGAAAAACAAAAAACAAAAUACAAAAAAAAACUUUCCCCCGCAGGAAGUUGAAACUGCAAGCUGACGUUACAAGCGGUCAAAAUUGGAUUAUGCUUAGGCACAAACGCAACUGCAACGCCAUUCAGACGCCCAGCGACGCCGAGCAUGUGAAGUUAAAGCCGCACUUUCCACCGCCCCAGUGGCUUCUGCACCGCGUCACCUUCUCUCUGGAGCUGUAUCACAAAAAUAUCAUCAAGAAACUGCCCAGUUUUGGAAAAUUCCACGUCUUCAAACUGACCAAGAACGUCUGCCAGACUUAAGUUAUCAAUCCAAAUAAAAAAAAAAAAAAAUAUCAACAAACUCCCACAAAAUAAAAGACAAAGUGCGUU